GCUCACCUCAGCCCAGCCCAGCUGAGUCCAGCCCAGCCCGGGGUGCUCCCAGCGCCGCCGGGGCUCAGCCACCCCCGCCCGGACCCAGCUGAGUAGCAUUUCUCUUGGAGGCACAGAAAACGGGUAAUAACCGAAGACGGCCUCACAGCAGGAAAGUGAGAUCAGAUUGGCAAUGCAGCAGUGAGUGGCAUGAUUGAAGACAAGAUAAAAAGCAGGCUACAGCAAAAGGUGUGAACUUCCUAUUUUCUCCCUGAAACUAAGUUACAGCUGAAGAGUUCAAGAUGAUUCCAAAUUACUCUACUGAAGAAACUGUUAAAAGAAUCCACGUGGACUGUCCUGUUUCAGGAAGGCACAGCUACAUCUACAUUAUGGUUCCAACCGUUUACAGCAUCAUCUUUAUCAUAGGCAUAUUCGGGAACAGCCUGGUGGUUAUUGUCAUUUACUGCUACAUGAAAUUAAAAACAGUAGCCAGCAUCUUUCUUCUCAACCUGGCACUGGCUGACUUGUGUUUUUUGAUAACUCUGCCCCUUUGGGCAGCCUACACGGCCAUGGAAUACCAGUGGCCUUUUGGCAACUGUUUGUGCAAGUUGGCCUCGGCGGGGAUCAGCUUCAACCUGUACGCCAGCGUGUUCCUGCUCACCUGCCUGAGCAUCGACCGCUACCUGGCCAUCGUGCACCCGGUGCAGUCGCGCAUCCGCCGCACCAUGUUCGUGGCCCGAGCGACCUGCAUCGCCAUCUGGCUGCUGGCCGGCGUGGCCAGCCUGCCCGUCAUCAUCCACCGCAACAUAUUCUUUGCUGAGAACUUGAACAUGACAGUCUGCGGCUUUCGCUAUGAGAGCAAUAACACGACGCUCCGGGUCGGGUUGGGUUUAUCCAAAAAUUUGCUGGGCUUUUUAGUUCCUUUCCUGAUCAUAUUAACAAGCUACACCUUAAUUUGGAAGACUCUGAAGAAGGCAUAUCAAAUUCAAAAAAAUAAGACUAGAAAUGAUGAUAUCUUCAAGAUGAUUGUAGCAAUUGUGUUCUUCUUUUUCUUUUCCUGGAUUCCUCAUCAAGUGUUCACUUUUCUGGAUGUGUUGAUUCAAUUACACGUAAUAACAGAUUGCAAAAUCACCGAUAUUGUGGAUACAGCUAUGCCCUUCACCAUUUGUAUCGCUUACUUUAACAACUGUCUGAAUCCUUUUUUUUAUGUUUUUUUUGGAAAAAACUUUAAAAAAUAUUUCCUUCAGCUAAUAAAAUACAUCCCACCAAACGUCAGCACACAUCCAAGCCUCACAACCAAAAUGAGCUCCCUCUCCUAUCGGCCACCAGAAAAUAUCCGCUUGCACACUAAAAAGACUGCCGGGCCUUUCGACACCAACUGAGGCAUUUCACAAAGUUCUUCUUUUGAACAACCUUGUGUGUGAAGCAGCAAGAACAACAAGAUUCGUCUGCGGUCCUGAACAUCACAGCUCAUCACAGCAACACUGGAUCACCUCAGAAAAAUCAUACUGUACAGAGCCAGCAGUGGCCUUUCAGCUUACUUUGUAAAGAGGACUGCUUCGUUUUCAUUUUGUUUUUCAUUACUGAAAGCAGACCAAGUGUUGGACAGGUGUGCCAGAGUUCCUGCCACAUCCCACCAUUUGCUUAGAACUAUGAAAGAAAGGGAGGGAAAACUCCUAACUCCACAGGUGUUUCAAAAGGAAAAGCUUGUAUAAAUAACAUGAAAUACAAAGAACCUGACUUGCAUAUAUGUGAGCUAUUCUGUUGAAGAAGUGAAACUUUGUUUCUUGUUUUGUUGGUGUUUUUUUAAUUACAUAAAUGUCCUAUAAUCAUAUUUAUAAUAUAUUUUCAAAUAUAUGCUAUAUAUAGAGGCCCAAUUUUAAACUCAAAUGGAAAUUUAAGGUCCUUGAAAUUGGUCUUAUUCUGAUUUAUGCUACUAUUUUUUUAAUGGCAAUUUUUUCAUAAUAAUAUAUGCAAUAAAAUGCAGAUUUAUUUAUUAAAUAUAGAAUAAAUAUAUUUUUAGAUUUAUAUUCCUACUCAUACAUUUCAAACAUUGCUUCAGAAAUGUACAUUUAUAUCCCAGUGGGUAUUUUUGUAGUAGUUUAAAAAUAACUAUGUAUGUGCACACAGAAAUGGGGUUCACUCAGCCUUUCCUCAUGAAAAGCCACCCUCACCUUGAAGAGCUUUAUAUACAGAGGGAGUUGACUCCAUACUCUGUAUGACUAAAAGUAAAAAAAAUUUAAUUCCUGCACAUUUAGUAAACUUAUAUAUUGAUAAGCAAAAAUGGAACAAUGCUUGUCUAUCAGUUUAACUAAAAAUACUUUUAGUCCCAUCACAAAACAUCCGAGAUCAAACUUUACCCUUGGCUUUUAUGGAAUUUCUCUCCAUUUAUAUAAAAUAAUGCCCAGGGUAUUCUCUCCCUGUAGAACAUAUUUUUAUUUAUAUGGAACAAAUUCAGAUUUAUACUAGCAUAAAUCAGAACUAAAGUCUGGCUCAAAUUCUCAAUACAAAUCACGAGGAAAAGUGACAAGCACUGUGGGAAGUUUCCACCAAUGAUAUCCUCAUAUGUGUCCUUUAUACCUCAAAUAAUGAGCUUCAGAUAUUAUUUAUGCUUGAUUCACACGCAUUUAUUGUCCUCAAAGAUAAAUGAGUUCAUAAGUACUUUUUGACACUACAAAACUUAAAAAAAAUCCAAAACUUCAUAUAUAUCAUGUAGAAAAUUACAUGCCCCUUGAGAAUUUACAGUAUUUAUAAUUUUCAAAAUCAUACGUCUAAUGUGGCUUUGUCUCAAGUAGUGAGUGGUUGGAUUAUCCAUAUUUUCUGAUGAUCAAAAUCAAAACACAAUAAAACAGUUAUUUCUGUAGUUUAAUACUCUUUAAGGAAAAAAUGGGACUACAACCAGGUCUAGAAAUCUUCCUCCUCUUUCAUUCACUUAUACUAAGGGAAUUUUUUCCAGUUUUGCCUUUGUUCUUCUAGCCACAAAAAUGGGAAUGUGUCUACUCAUACCUUGCAAGGCGCUGUGACAAGUCACAACUUCUAAAGCUCUAUGAUACAAAAACUCUCCUUCAUUAAAACUUUAAGUUAAUUUAAUUGCAAGGUAGUAUCUUGACUUUUGAAGCCUGAAUGUCAUUUAACUAUGUAACUUAAAGAAAUAUUUAAAUUGUUAUACUGAAUACUUUCUAAUUAGCUCAUAUCCUUACAUGUGAGACAGCCAUUUGCUUAAAUUGAAUAUGUCAAUAACCCCAUGCAUUAUCAACAGCACCCAGAAGAGGACCAGUGCCCCAGCACUCUCUAAGCUGACAAAGGACUGGCAGAGAUUGCCAGAUUUAUCUGUAUAUUUUGUUCAUGGACACACAUGCACGUGCUGAGCAGCAUCCAGAGCUUCCCCUGGCAGAAGCUUCUCUGUCCAGCCAUGAUUCUGCAUGCUGUGCUUGCCACCUGCUGGAUGCAGCCACAAAUUUGCUUUACAUCUCAAAAGUUGUUACAGUUAGAAACAGCAACACUUCCCUGCCACCUGAAGGAUCUCAAGAUCCUCACCUGUGGCAAAACUUCUGUACAAAUAAAACCAAACUUCCGAUGUGGGAGGCCAGUAACUUCCUUGACAGGGUCUAAGCAAGCAUUUUCUCAUCACCUGCUCACCCCUUUGGCCUCUGAAACCCAGUGUCCCCAGUGACCACAACAUUUGCAAAACAUUCAUUGCAUUACUACAAGAGCCAUCUCAAAGAGGAGACAUAAAAAUCAAAGCCAUUGGUUACUGAUCUUGAUCAUUUCAUGCCAGAUCCUGCAGUUUUAAGAGGCUCUGUAUCCUAAGCUACUGGUGCAUCUGCCUGUGCCAUGUGAAUAAGCAGGAGCGUGCACAUUCAGCUGUGUUACUGGAGGAAAGGUAGGAAGGCAUUACACCUGGUGUGCUCUGAGGGCAGCACAGACCUCGAAUAAACAGGCAAAGAAAGUAAAGGGGAAAGCUUUCCUAAAUAAAGCAGGGAAAUUUUCAUUCUCCUAAGGAGUAAGGAAACAUUCAUCAUCUGCCAAAUAUGCUAGCGCCUUAAAAGAAAAAAAAAAAAAAAAAAAAAAAAAAAAAAAAAAACAAACAAAAAAAAAAAAACAACGCAAAAGCAAAUCAGCAGAUACCAAAAAGAACCUAGAGAUAAAACUCUCCAGCAACUCUAACUGGGUAGCAGCAGGAAGUAAACCCCUUGGAGCACAGAGUUACUGUGAACAACCAGAUGCUGCAGUUUCACAACACCCCAAACUGACAGCUAAGGGAAGAGCCCACAGGAUGGACACCCACACCACUUCCAUCACGUAUCUGCAACUAAGGCAGGUGCUGAGAAACACGUUAUUGCUGAGCCUUACACUCCCCUGCCCACCUAUUGGCUGGACACAUGUGCAUGGGGCAGGCAGAGCAGAGGGGAGGCAGAGGGGACAGUCUGGUCUUUGCUGAGGAUCCUUGGCCAUGUGGUUGCUACUGAGAGGCAGGUAGGAAAUGGCCAGAAUAUUCUUUGGUGCAAGGACCUAGCGUGCCAGCAAAGGAGGGAGUAAGAUUUGGCUCUGUAUGACUUUGUCAUCUUUGGGGAACUUUGGAUUGAGCCCUCUUAAUAUCAAAAGAAAACUGGCUGUAGAUGUUUAAGAACAAGCUUCCAUUACCUUAAAAAACACAAAGUUAGAACUAUUCAUAUGCAAUAGUAUGCAGUUAUUUUUAAAAGGAGUAUCCACAGUGCUUUUCAUUCCUGUGAUGACCAAAGUAAAAUACUACAAACUCUUAGUCUGUCCUUGUAGUCUCCUGUUGUGAGGAACCCAAGUCAGUACUAAUGGGAAUAGCAUAUAACCCUAAACACAGGCAUUACACCUCCCAUUCAUUCCAAAUUCAUUAUUUGAAUGAACACCUUUUUUUCUGCUGAAUAACUACUAAAUUACAUAUUUGACAUGUACAUGCAUAAUAUCUAUUUCUAUUUAUUGUGCAAUAGUACUUUAUAUUACUCAUGGUUUUUGCUCUACUCCCUACUUGCUUGCCUGUUGUACGCCCAUCCUAAAGCAUACUGUAUAAUCUACACUGGUUAGCCCAAAUUCCAACAAAACCAUUACAGAUACUGUGGGAAUUAAUCUGGCUUCUUGGCCUAACAAUUCCCUCAUGUUUACAUUGUUAAUCAAGAGGUUGCAGAAUAACCACAAGACCAAAAGCCCUUUACCUUACCAGCAUUACUAUUUAGGUGAUAGUUUCCACUGUCUACUUGAAACUAUGACAGCAGCAGAGAAUACAGUAAGUUUUCUAGUUUUGCUUGAAUAGCUUCAGCAAAGGUUUCUUUCGAUAAACCUGACCUCCUUUUUAAGUAUACAAAAGUGCAGGUAUUCCCAGGGAAAUAUUUGCCAUUGAAAGGAGAAACAAAUCCUUGGGAGAGGGUGGUUGAAGGCCUAAAAGAGGGACUUACUGAAUUUGUAAGUAUUAAGUGUUAAAUGUAAAUAUUUAUUUUUGGUUUUGCAACAGAUUGAGGGGAAAAACACACACACACACACACAAAGAAUAAAUCUUUCAGCUUAGUGCAAAGUGAGAAUAAAUCUUUCAGCUGAGUGCAAAGUGAUUGUUCUAUCAAUCACUGAGUGCACCUCCACAGCGACCUCCCAGCCAAGGCUGAACUAACAAAUCCUCAAUGCUCCAGCCCAGCUGUCAAGCUCAGUGUCACCAGCGAGCUCUGCAGAUGUGGCAGGACACUCGAGGGAUAGGGAGAGAUCAGAUCAUGUCUGAGAAGAGCAUUGUGUGAUCUUUUUAGUGGACUAGUGCCACGGGUUUCAGCUUUGUAGUUGGCAAGUUAGGUAACAAAAACUAGGUAUUAUUUUCUUUUCAAUAUUUUUGUGCAGUUGUAAUUUGCAAUUUGUGGACAUCAAAUGUUUUCUAUUUCAAUGGCCAUAGUUUUAUAUUGUAGAAGUGUACCUCGAUUAUAUAACAACUUUUACUGUCUGAAGUAUUACUAAAAUCAUACAGGUCACCAAUAAAUGUCAUUGUGAAAGUCAUCUCCACUUCUGUGUUAAGCACACAAAGGAAAGAGAUCUGUUUCUGUGUUGCUGUAAGUACUAUACUCUUAUCUGUAUAACUACAGCUAUAUAUAUAUAUGUGUGUAUACAUAUACCUUAGGCAAUAUCAUCCUUAAAGUAUUUCUGUGUAAUGCUGUAACAUUUUAUACCACUAUUCCUCAUUACUUUUAACCCCUAUCCUAGCCCAGCUCUCCCUUAAAUCUUUGAGAUGAACAGGUUGUAUCUGCAAUUCUUCUUGAAGAGGAUACCCAGAUAGCUCCAAAAUCACUUGUAGAACAGCAGUUCAGUAAUUCAUUUCUGUAUCCCAGAACAGACUAAGGUAAUGAAAUUUAUUUGGAGUGGAGACGUAGCAAAUUGCUAAUUUUCCUACAUACACGUUGGAGUUUGAAGCUAAAUUUAGGCUUAACCUUUUAGAAACUAAAUUUAAUUUUAGAAACAGAUUUAUUUAGAAUACUGUGUUAAAUACAGGAUCACAUUGCAUUAUGAGUAAUGGCCUUGAACAGCCUGACUCAGGCUGCCUGUAGCUGAGUAUUCAAUGUAAAUAUAUCCAUUUAGAAUAUAAGCAGUGCCACAUUGUACUGUGGCUGCAGUGGAAACAGCAUCAGGUUCCAGAAGGGAACCUGAUGAAAAUAAGAUAAUAUGAUAAUAAGAAGGGAUUGGGGAUGGGAGGUGGGGUUGACAGUGAAAAGAAGGGUAGAUUGGAUUUUGCCAUUUCUAAUUUGUAUGAAAAUAAAACAGAAUUUAGUCUUGCACAUCCCUAGUAAACUCCACUUCAUACCAUGUCUUACAGUGUCACAUACUGCAAAAAAAAAAAAAAAAAAGUGAAAAACAGUUAAAGGUUGGGCCUAUUAAAUUUUUAUAGCUUAUCUGCUGCAUAACUUAUUUUCCAUGUAUAUUAAUUAUUCCUCAGCUUUGUGUGUUGGCAGCUUUAUGUCCUGGUAGUGUUGUUAGGCUACAAUUAAGCAAAGGCUCUGGGGCAGGAGGGCAGACAGAGCCAUACCUUGGAGCUUUAUCAUGAGGUGAUCAGAGGUGAAGAAUUGUUAGAAUAGAAUGGAAAGCAAAGACAGUUGCUGAACAAAUACAAACUGUAAAGAUAAUGCCAUUAAAUAACAUUUUAAAUGGUUUUCUGUUUUGAACCAAAGUUAGCUAAAUAACUAAAAAUAAUAAAGCAAAAAGAAGAGAAAAUACUGAAAGAUAAUUUCAAUUCCACUUAGAAUUACAGAGAAUUUCAAGCAUCUCCAACUCAUAUUCUCAAGCAAAUGCAAACCUGGCCAUUUCUAUGAAAUUGAAUGAAUAAACAGAAAAGCUGAAGUUAACAGAUGUGUGUAAGAUACUAGCAGCUGCUUUGCUACUAUUGACUUUUCUUUCAGAAAAAAAAAAAAAAAAAAGUUGAAUUUUGCACUUGAAAUCCAUCAGAUAAUUAUAUGCCCAGGAAAGGGACACAACAUACUGCCUAUGGGCUUAGAUGAGCUUUGCACACCUAGCCUGAAUCCUCCUCCUGCUUAGCUAAGCCUGAAUCUUCCUCAUACUUAGUUUAUCACAUAGUACACAACUAGACAAAAAAAAAAAAAAAAAAAAAAAAAAACAGCUAAACCAGAAAACAAAACAGAAAUAAAUUAAUUUUGUGAAAAUAUGUAUUCCAGUAGUGCUAUUUAUUUUUUAAAUCACCUAUGAAACACUAAAGGAUCUAAAAUAACUUUGUUUUAAUAAGUUUAUAGUAAUUUAAGUAAUUUUCAAGCUUCUAUAAGGAUUAUAUUUUGCACUGUAAAAAGAUCUCCCGCAUGAGAACCAAGAUUCCAGACCCAAAGCCCUCUUUCUGUACAGCAGCACCUAUAAAGUGAGGCCACGUGUAUGAUUUGCAGGAUGCCUUUCAAAGGCAGGACAUAAAUAAGUGCCCCUGAGAUGUAAUGUCAUCUGCCAGAGCAUUGUUGGUGUUGAACCUGAUUUUUGUGAUGGGAUUAUUCUAGAUACAAAUGAAAAGAAGCAGUAGAAAGGCAGAUUCUGUAUACUAGACUGUACUAUACAGUGCCAUUUUUACAUGUUAAAUUCUGAAGAAUUGUGUUUCUGGUAUUUUUUAUUUUCUUUGCUUAUCUAUGAUGGCUCUCUAUACUGUGAUCUGUCAUUUUUACAUGAGAGUACACAGCAGAUAUGCAUUGUUCUGUUUAAAAAGAAAAUAACACAUUUUCAGUAGCUUUCUGUCUAACACAACUGCAAAACCAGUAACCUUUUUCACAGAGCCGUCUACAUCAGAGUGGUUGUAUUUUGAAAUACUGAAAAUAUUAAAACAAUAUGAAAUAACUUUAAA
Vidua macroura (Pin-tailed whydah) is the source of this 8311-nucleotide messenger RNA. RefSeq names its product angiotensin II receptor type 1 (gene AGTR1). The transcript is spliced from 3 exons. Gene Ontology annotation, biological process: immune response; regulation of vasoconstriction; G protein-coupled receptor signaling pathway. Bases 282 to 1361 code for a protein of 359 amino acids. The record is from RefSeq and is a predicted model, not a curated record. Lineage: Eukaryota; Metazoa; Chordata; Aves; Passeriformes; Viduidae. Gene Ontology annotation, cellular component: membrane. Gene Ontology annotation, molecular function: angiotensin type II receptor activity.